AUGAAUGGCGGUGAUGUAUUGGGUAAAGAGGGAAGGAAAGCACUGAACGCUUGUGUAAAGGUCAAGAUAUUUGGAAGACGACAAACACGGCUAUACGAUUAUGAUGCAACACAUUUACGUUUGAGUAAGUGUUUUGGAGGAAACUUUCCUGAUCGACAGCCAUGGCCACAGCCAUAUUUUGGUUGCAGAGACCCUGAAGAGACACCACUUUUGACCAAGGAAAAAGUUCUCCAGCUGCUGCUGCCGUCUUCUGAAGACCGUGGAAUAAUUGACAUCUAUGAUAAUUGCCUUCUUCGCUUUGAUGAUAUUCCUUACGUUGAAAAAUACCCUGCCGUCGAAGGUAAAUUGAAAAAUUUGGUAGACAAACGGCGCGCAGAUGUGGAAACAGAGGUCAAGGAGGCAACUGCAAACCCAGAUCAACGGCACAGAUACUCGUGGCUUGUUGUACAGCGUCGGGUAAGGGAUUGCUUUGCUGGAACUUUUGCGGGGGAUGCAUCAUUACUGCCUAAACACAUGUACAUGUACAAAAGUGAAACAUACUCUGUUAGUGACAUUUAUGAGGCAUUUUGCAAACAUGAUGGUGUAAAUUUUGUGAAUAAUAUUGAGAAAUUUUAAGGUUGUGAAUGGUGUAAAAUGUCGGAAGAAGUCAAGAAACAAAGGGCUAAUGUUGACAAAGAGUAUGCAGAAACUGUCUGUGGUAGUGGUACAGAUAUUUACCAACAGCGGCGUAAAUACUCAGAAAAAGAAGCACUAGAACGAGUAAGUGCCUGUUAUUGUUUUGGAUGUUCAUUGAGUGUAUCGAUUUCCCUAGGGAAGUUGGGCAUCAUGACCAAAAGAUUUAUGACAUUUUUGAUAUUUGUAGAACACUUUGUAAAAGCGAUGGGAAGAAAUUUUAUCACCCAAGAAAAUCAUCUGAUGUCCUUUUACGUACAUCUUCAAAUUUUGUUCUCUUUGAAAAAUAUCCUAGUGAUGGGCCUGGAUCUGCACAAUUGAAGGCAUUAAUAUUAAUGCACACAGAACUGAUUUGGAAAAAGAGUACCAGCAAGACAAAGCCAACAACGUCAAGCGCAGAUAUACUCGUAGUGAGGCUGAGCGGCGAGUAAGAGAUUGCUUUGCUGGUAGUUUUGUAUGUGAUUACACCGAUAUAUUUGCCAGUAAAAGUGUUGAAAAUGGUGAGAAAAAGAUUGACCAGACAUACAAUAUUUUUGACAUUCAAAGUGCCAUCAGGUAUUUUGAUUCAAAAAAGCUUGAUAAGUACCCAGAAGAAGAAGGGCCUGAAGCUGAUGACAAGAGAAAGUUGGUUGACAAGGAAAGAGCUGCUAUUAAAAAAGAGUAUGAUGAAGCCACUGCUAUUGUUGAAAUUGAGCAUGGUUCUGGUUUUAUCCUUCAGGAACACUUUGUUAUCACUAACAAGCAUGUCAUUGAAUCUGCACUUAAUGAUAACAGUAACAAAACUCGAAUUCUAAUUUCCAAUGCAGCCUUGGGUGAACAUGAACUUCCUUGUAAAAUUGCUCACUAUGAUGCAGGUAAAGAUUUAGCACUUCUGUAUUGUCAAGAUCUAGAAAUGAAUCCAAUUCACCCAUUGCAGUUGUCAAAUCAGCCACUGUUACCAGGCAUGCAAGUUUUCUCUUUUGGUUUCUCUAUCAGCCACACCGAAGACACAGCUCUGUUUGUGAAUGGCUAUGUUUCUGGUUCCAAGAAAACACUUCAGGGUCAUACAAUGGCAGUGUUAAACUGCCCUCUUAACUCAGGUAAUUCUGGUGGUCCAGUUCUUUGUUGGGUUGAGGGUCAGUUAAAAGUGGUUGGUGUAGCAACACAGAAACAUUUUAAAGAUAUUUUAACUCUAAGUGAAAGGAUGACAGUUGCAGCAAUACAAGAAAAAAUGCAAGCUAGUGUUAUUCCAGAUGUGUCAGAAUAUUUGAAAGCAGCUCGUUAUGGCGAUUUGCCUCGUCUUGGUAAAACAUCAAUUUAUUUAUUGACAUUAAAACUGUAUGAUGCCUUGGAAACCCACUCACAAUUUAACUUAAGCAAUGCAUUACCAGGGGCUCAAGUG
Porites evermanni is the source of this 2053-nucleotide messenger RNA. NCBI's taxonomy places the organism in Eukaryota, Metazoa, Cnidaria, Anthozoa, Scleractinia, Poritidae. The record is from the annotation of a GenBank genome assembly.